CUGUCCAAGUGCCUGUACCAGGAGCCCACUGAAUUCACCAGUAACUGAACUGAAAGAUACUCAUCAUGAGUAUUGCGGCAUUAGGAAGUAAUGGAAAAGGGAAGCCCUUACCACCCGGCGAAGAGGAGCGCAAUAAUGUCCUAAAACAGAUGAAAGUGCGAGCUAUACUGAAGGGUGACAAGAGCUGGAUCACCAAGCACGAAGAUUCAGAGGACCAUACCAUAGAGCAGCCUUCAGGUCAAAACCGUGCCAUGUCCUGCUCAUCGGUUGGAGGGGUAUCCGAUGGCAGAUCUCCAAACACAAAGGCUCCCACUGGUUACAUCAUCCGGGGGGUGUUUACUAGAACAAUCGACAGCUCUUCUCACUCCCAACUCUCUAAGACCAAUGGAGCUCCAAGAAGUGCUUCUGGGCUGCUCCGAGCAGCUAAUUCUGGUCCUUCUCGUCAGUCUUCUGCCUAUAAGUUGACUACAGAAGAUUAUAAGAAGCUGGCACCGUACAACAUCAGGCACAGCUUCAUAUCAGGGACUGAGGAAGAGGAGGUACCAUUCACCUCAGAUGAGCAGAAACGAAGGUCACAGGCUGCAAGCAGUGUUCUGAGGAAGACAGCCCCAUGGGAGCACUCUUAUGUCCUCUCGGCAGCUAAGAAGAACACUAGCAGUCCAACCCAGGAGCUGCAGAACCCGUUUAUUGCAAAAAGGGUUGAUGUAGAUGAAGACAUGCCUCCUAAGAAAAAACAAGAGCCAUCUGCUCUAGCAAGAUCUGCUCCCAGCUUAAACAGCCUUUCAGCUGAUUGUGAGAAGAAUGUGGUCCCCAAAACCACAGAGCCCUGGCAGGAGACAGAUGUAGCUACAAGAGGUGGCCAGGGAGACCCAGCUGUGGCCACUGAAAACUCUGGAGGUCCCAGUGCACCCAAUCAGCUCAUUGACCUUGACUCCUGUGCCAGCAGCACUCCAGGUGCUUGUGAGGAGAAGAAUGUGGCCCCCAAGAUCAGUAAGACCUGGCAGGAGAUAUCUGCAGCCCCACAAGAUGGACAAGGAGACCCAGCUGUGGCUAUUCAACAACUUGCAGAUUCCAAUGGACCUGAGCAGCAAGUCAAAGUGGAGGACUGUACCAACAAAUUGAAAAGCCCUUCAAGCUGCACAGUCACUGUUACUGUCGGUGCCACCUCCGAACAAACUCAGUUGUGUAUUCCAGCUGCCUCAAGUGAGCUGGACUCCAGGUCAACUGUCAAAGGAAUUCUCUUCGUGAAAGAGUACAUGAAUGCUAGUGAAGUGUCUUCUGGGAAGCCAGUAUUUUCACACUAUGACAGUGCCAGCAGCUUUGAGGACUCACUGGACCUAGAGAAGAAACCCCCACAUGAAGGCAUUGAACCCACUGAGAGACCAAUUGAAGGGGUCUGUACUUACUGCAGCCAUGAGAUCCAAGACUGUCCAAAGAUUACCCUUGAACAUCUUGGCAUUUGCUGCCAUGAGUAUUGUUUUAAGUGUGGGAUUUGCAAUAAACCAAUGGGUGAUCUCCUAGAUCAGAUCUUCAUUCACCGUGACACCAUCCACUGUGGGAAAUGCUAUGAGAAGCUCUUCUAGGCUGAACAGAAGCUGACAAGCCUCAGACAUAUUUGGCUCUCCGGUUGCCCCAAAUUGUUGGUUCCUUUUUCCUUACAUCCUUCUUGGUCUCACUGUACUUGUGCCCCCCUUGUUCUGAAGUAACAUACAUUUAAGAUUGUAUCUCACUGAUGUUAUAAUUACUUUUGUGUAGCCUUUUAUACUUUAGAAAAUAUUUCAAAUCAAUUAUCUUGAAAUCUUGCUCCCAGGUUAAAUAACUCCACUUUGACUUCCCUAAGACGUGUUCACUUUCUAAUGAGUGUGGAUGACCUACCUAGUAUGUUAGACAUGGGCACAAGUAUAGCUACCAGUAUAUGAGACUUUCUGAAGCUUCCGAGGGCUGAGCCCAAAACUGUCGACGAUCCCUGGUAGGGAAAAUACAGGCAUUGAUAGGCUAAUAGGCAUUGAUAGGCUAAUGUUUAGUUUGUCUAUUCAUGAUGUGUAUGUUUGUGUAUUUUUUAAUUUCUCACACAAUUUUUAAAAUAACUCAUUAUUUUUGAUUGAAUAUUGUAGCAGAUUUAAAUUAUCUCCCCCCAUUCUCCUCUGAGUUUUUCCUGUCAAGUAUGUCAAUAGAUAUUGAAAAUUUUACCCAGCUUUAAAUUUGAUAAGAUACCAUGUUAGGAGGCUUCUAACCAAAGGGAUAUCUGUGACCUGUUUUCUAGUCCUACUCUGUCUCAAACCAACAUCAAUUUUUAGGUUCCCAGGUACUCAAAACACUGAAAGAAAGCUGGUGUCUGGCACAACAGAAGCAGGUUCAUCCCUGUGCUUUGCUAAUACGCUGCUUUGCUUCUACUCUACUCUGUGCCUUUGGGCCCACCAUUAAACUGAAAGCUCCUUAAAUAGAAAAACAGUCCCCAAGAUCUAGGGAUGCAAAAUGGAAGCCUGUUUGUUAUAUUUGCAUAUAAGAUAGCUCUUCUCUUUCUUCAGACUCUGAACCCUAGACACAUUUGAGUGUGGACUUGUUCUUCCUAUCUGGUAAUCAGAGAAGAAUAUUCUAUUUAUUUGAAUAUUUAUCUGUUACAUGUACUCUGAAGGGGAGAAGGAGUACAGAAUGCCACAUCCCCAUACUAAUUAUAAACUAGUCUUUCUCAAGUCCAUCUCUAGUGUGGGUCUUGGCAGAUGGUAGGCAAUAACAUAUGGGUGCCAAAUGAAUCUGUAAACAAAAACUGUCAGUUCCUUGAUUAGAGGUAUUACUUGGGAGUUAUAAUGCAGACUCCAUAGAUGGGAUGCAAAGUAAAAAGGCCCAAGAUAUGAUAGUUUCCCCACCUUAAAGUUGUACUCUGCCACUUAAGGAGAUUUAGAAAUAUGGGCGAUAUUAAAAAAACAGCUUGCAAUUUUAGUAUUGAUUUGAAUCAAAACAGCCCUUUCAUGUCUUAGACUCAAAAUUCUGCACUUAAUAAAGAG
Messenger RNA from Psammomys obesus (fat sand rat), 3005 nucleotides. RefSeq names its product zinc finger protein 185 with LIM domain (gene Znf185). The record is from RefSeq and is a predicted model, not a curated record. Bases 66 to 1583 code for a protein of 505 amino acids. The transcript is spliced from 19 exons. Lineage: Eukaryota; Metazoa; Chordata; Mammalia; Rodentia; Muridae.